Acyrthosiphon pisum (pea aphid) is the source of this 1604-nucleotide messenger RNA. RefSeq names its product RAS oncogene family member Rab7 (gene Rab7). Gene Ontology annotation, cellular component: phagocytic vesicle; lysosome; late endosome. The record is from RefSeq and is a predicted model, not a curated record. Gene Ontology annotation, biological process: phagosome-lysosome fusion; endosome to lysosome transport. The coding region runs from base 689 to 1318 and encodes 209 amino acids. Gene Ontology annotation, molecular function: GTPase activity; GTP binding. Lineage: Eukaryota; Metazoa; Arthropoda; Insecta; Hemiptera; Aphididae. The transcript is spliced from 4 exons.
GUGAAAAAUAAUAAUACGUACAUGGGUACUCUCCACCCCGCCGAUCAUCACCACCACAACAAUGUCAUUACUCACUACUACAACAAACUGUCUACCACCUCCACCCGCUUGCAGAUAACUACGUUUAUUUUACGUUGCGUACAGCGUAGUUAAAAGUUUUAUGGGUACUAUACCCACGCUCAACGCUGAUUGCCAAGUGCCCAAGUGGCAAGUGGUCACUGGUCGGACUGGUCAGUUGUCAGUAGUCAGUACUCAGAGGGAGAGUAUGUCAGUGACGAGUGACGAACGACGUUGACGGAAAUAACAUUCCACUGCGCAGCUCCGCGGACAGCACGCAUAAUAAACAUUAUACUUCAUAAACAUAAUAUAUUUAUGUGUACAAUGUACAUAAUUUGAUACACACGCACAUUGGUAUACAACAUAACAGACAUUAUCAUAUUUAUUGCAUAAUCGUGUCGUGAUCGUUAUUAUUAUAAUUCGUAUUUACUGCGACGCACGCAGUCUAUUGUUUUCGUAUCAAACUUUUGCAUUUCACCAGCCUACAAAAAAAUACAACAAAUUGUGUUUCAGUUGGACGCAAUUUUUGCUGUGUGGGUGUUAACUGUUGACGCAAUUCCGCAGGUCGUGUUGGCGCGUGCAGUCAAGUUCUAUCCUAAUUGUCGCUGGACACGCGCAUUGCAACGCGAUCAUGGCGACCAGGAAGAAGGUUCUACUGAAAGUGAUCAUUCUGGGUGAUUCAAGCGUGGGUAAGACGUCGCUGAUGAACCAGUACGUCAACAAGAAGUUCACCAACCAGUACAAGGCAACCAUCGGCGCCGAUUUUCUGACCAAAGAGGUGAUGGUCGACGAUCGGAUCGUCACAAUGCAGAUAUGGGAUACAGCCGGUCAAGAACGUUUCCAGUCAUUAGGAGUGGCAUUUUAUCGUGGUGCUGAUUGUUGUGUAUUAGUAUUUGAUGUAACAUCACCAGGAUCUUUCAAAUCUUUGGAUGGAUGGCGGGAUGAGUUUCUAAUACAAGCAUCACCAUCAGAUCCUGAUCAUUUCCCUUUUGUGGUCCUAGGCAACAAAGUUGAUUUAGAUAAUCGAGCUGUGUCCACUAAAAGAGCUCAGCAAUGGUGCCAGAGCAAGAAUGGCUUACCAUACUUUGAAACAUCUGCUAAAGAAGCAGUCAAUGUUGAACAAGCUUUUAAAACGAUAGCACGAAAUGCAUUAGCUCAAGAAUCAGAUGUAGAGCUAUAUAAUGAAUUUCCAGAUCAAAUAAAGUUGGACGGCGGUUCUACAGACAACAGGUCCUCGGGCAGUGAUAAUUGUGCUUGCUAAUGAUAGUCAAUUAUUACAUUUCCUGGAAUAUUGCUGUCUAUUAUCAACAUACUCCUUGGCUGAGUUUCUAACAAGAUACAAAGUUAUUGUCUUGAGUAUAUAUAUAUAUAUAUAUAUAUUAUAUGUAUAAAUUAAUGAAAAAAGAACAUUAUAUAAACGUGGAGAUAGUCUAUUAUUUAAUAUUUGAAUUUAAGUUAUAAAUAUAUAUUUUAUUUGUUUCUACUUAUAUGUAUGGUCACAUUAUACCCUAAUAUGAUUUUUAUUAUUAUUAUUAUUAUUAUUAUUA